Messenger RNA from Triticum aestivum (bread wheat), 1315 nucleotides. RefSeq names its product BTB/POZ and MATH domain-containing protein 1-like. Gene Ontology annotation, biological process: protein ubiquitination. The transcript has a single exon. The coding region runs from base 36 to 1001 and encodes 321 amino acids. Gene Ontology annotation, molecular function: protein binding. Lineage: Eukaryota; Viridiplantae; Streptophyta; Magnoliopsida; Poales; Poaceae. The record is from RefSeq and is a predicted model, not a curated record.
GUUGCAAUCUUGCAACGGCGCCGGCGUUGGUGACCAUGGUGGCGGCGACCAUCACGAAGACGGCCCGUGGGACGCACGUCCUGGACAUCCACGGCUUCAGCGGCCUGAGGAAGAAACAAUGUGACGUAGAUGGCUUUCUGUACUCGCCGACCUUCACCGUCAGCGGCCUCGACUGGGCAGUCCGCUACUACCCCGACGGCGAUAACCACCAUGCCGGCGGCAACUUGGAGUUGUCGGACCAUGUUGCCGCCUUCGUCGAGCUAGUGACCGAGGGCGCUGCGGCCUGGGCGCGCGUCGGGUUCGGGCUGGUCGACCAGACCACCGGCGAGACGGUGCCGCUGUUCCGCGAGAAGGAUCCGAUCCUGUUCGACGCCAGCAGCGAGGACACGUGCACCUGGGGCACCGGCGAGCUCGCCAGGAGGAGGCACCUCCAUGCCGGCUCGCGGUACGUCAUCGGUGACCGCCUCAAGAUCGAGUGCGCCAUCGACGUCUGCAGCGACCUUCUCACCUUCGACGACCCGCCACCGUCCUCCGGCCUGCCGCUCUUCCAGCAAGCCGGCUACUGCAGGGAGGAGCCGGACGUGAUCAUCGAAGUCGCAGGAGAGACGAUCGCCGCGCACUACUGCAUCCUCGACGCCCGGGCGCCUGGCUUUCUCAAGCGCCACAUCCACACAGCGACGACACGCAGCGACAGGAAGGUGCAGAUCUCCGUGGACGGCGGAGACAUGCCGGCACAGUCGUUCAAGGCGCUGGUCGACUUCGCCUACACGGACGCGCUGCCGGUCGUGGGUGGCCUUAAUGGGGCCGGCCACAAGGCGAUGAUCCGGCACCUCCUUAUCGCCGCCGAGCGGUACGGCAUGGGCAGGCUGAGGGCGAUCUGCGAGCGUGUCCUGUGCAAGAGCCUCGACGUCGAGACCGUGGCAGCCACGCUGGCCAUGGCUGACCGACACGGCUUCAAGAAGCUGAGUGAAGCUUGCGCCGAGUUCAUGGCUUUUCCCUGAGAUUUUUUUUCAAAACUAUCAUGUUUUUUUAACAAUUUCGGAAACUAUAGGACGUAAUGCAAAAAAAUCAAAACUAGUAGCCCGUAGGCCAUUUUUUGACCGAAGUACUACUUUUCGGCCACAGUUAGGCCGAAGUAGUACUUUCCGGCCACUGUUAGGCCGAAGUAGUACUUUUCGGCCAUCCCCUGGCCGAAAAGGCACUUUUUGGUCAACUCUAGGUCGAAAUAGACUUUUUGGUCUAGUCUAGGCCGAAAAGUCACUUUUUGGUCAAUCCUAGGCCGAAGUUGCAUGACUCAUGCUGAAAUGUAUUUUGU